Mus pahari (shrew mouse) is the source of this 4998-nucleotide messenger RNA. RefSeq names its product multiple C2 and transmembrane domain containing 1 (gene Mctp1). Gene Ontology annotation, molecular function: calcium ion binding. The record is from RefSeq and is a predicted model, not a curated record. NCBI's taxonomy places the organism in Eukaryota, Metazoa, Chordata, Mammalia, Rodentia, Muridae. Gene Ontology annotation, cellular component: synaptic vesicle membrane. Gene Ontology annotation, biological process: regulation of neurotransmitter secretion. Bases 69 to 2984 code for a protein of 971 amino acids. The transcript has 22 exons.
GAGGAGGCGCAGCCGGAGAGGGAGGAGGAAAAGCAGUAGGAGGGGAGACGAGGUGCCUGGGUUGGAGGAUGGAGCCCCGGGCUGCCGCGACUGGCGAGCCCGUGCGGGCCGCGUCCCCCUCCUUCCAGGCCCGGCUCUGGAAGAACCUGCAGCUGGGGGUGGGCAAGGGCAAGGGCGGCGGAGGCGGGCGCGCUGGGGGCCCCGAGCGCCGCACUGCGGCCACUCCGACCCCGUCCCCGCCGCCCCCGAGGGCCACGCAGGACACCCUGGCCGGUGUGGGAAGUACUGGCAGCAGGUGGAGCGGCUUCAAGAAGCGGAAGCAAGUGCUGGACCGAGUGUUCUCGUCCUCACAGCCCAACCUGUGCUGCUCCUCACCAGAGCCCCUGGAGCCGGGCGGAGCAGCCAGAGCCGAGCAAGGGUCCACGCUGCGCCGCCGCCUACGCGAACAUCUGCUGCCGGUGGCUAAGGGGUCCUCGACAGCCACAGGGACAGGCGGAGUGACGCCUCCUGGCGGACGCUCUCCGGACUCGGCUCCUUCUUCGUCUUCUGCCUCAUCCUCCCUGUCCUCUUCUCCCCAACCGCCCUCGAGGGGGGACCGCGUCCGUGAUGAGAGCACACGGCGUGGGGGCCCUGGGGUGCACUUGUGCCACCAAAAGAGCUCCUCUCUGCCGGGAACCGCGUGCCUGGAGCAGUUGCUGGAACCGGCGCCACCCCCAGCAGAACCGGUCCGGGGUCCCGCCGAACCCCAGGCUCUGCAGAAGGGCAUAGAGCGCGGCUGCAGCCAGAAAAUAAGUACAGUUGGAACCAGUAAUGCAGAUGUCCCUUUGGCUGAUCCCGGAAUGUACCAGUUGGAUAUUACACUAAGAAGGGGUCAAAGUUUAGCUGCCCGUGAUCGAGGAGGGACAAGCGAUCCAUAUGUGAAGUUUAAAAUUGGAAGAAAAGAAGUUUUUAGAAGCAAAAUUAUCCACAAGAACCUCAAUCCUGUGUGGGAGGAAAAGGCUUGUGUGCUUAUUGACCAUCUUAGAGAGCCACUAUAUAUCAAGGUAUUUGACUAUGAUUUUGGACUGCAAGAUGACUUUAUGGGCUCAGCCUUUCUUGAUCUCACUCAGUUGGAGUUAAACAGGUCCACAGAUGUCACCUUAACUCUGAAAGACCCCCAUUAUCCUGACCAUGACCUUGGAAUCAUUUUGCUGUCAGUCAUCCUUACACCUAAGGAAGGUGAACACAGGGAUGUGACAAUGCUAAUGAGGAAGAAUUGGAAAAGAUCCAGUAAGGAACUCUCAGAAAAUGAUGUGUUUGGAUUUCACUUCUCUGUGCAGUCUUUCUUUUGGAGGUUUCAGACCCAAAGUUUACGCCUGUCCGACCAGCACAGGAAGUCACAUCUUUGGAGAGGAAUAGUCAGCAUCACUUUGAUUGAGGGUCGAGAUCUCAAAGCAAUGGAUUCCAAUGGGUUGAGUGAUCCAUACGUAAAGUUCCGGCUUGGCCAUCAGAAGUACAAGAGCAAGAUUAUGCCCAAAACUUUGAACCCUCAGUGGAGGGAGCAAUUUGAUUUCCAUCUCUAUGAAGAAAGAGGCGGGAUCAUAGACAUCACUGCCUGGGACAAAGAUGCUGGGAAAAGAGAUGACUUUAUUGGAAGGUGCCAGGUUGACCUGUCUUCCCUCAGUAGGGAGCAAACGCACAAGCUGGAGUUACAGCUGGAAGAGGGUGAGGGCCACCUGGUUCUGCUUGUCACUCUGACAGCCUCGGCCACAGUCUGUAUUUCUGAUCUCUCUGUCAAUUCCAUGGAGGACCAGAAGGAGCGGGAAGAGAUAUUAAAGAGAUAUAGCCCACUGAGGAUAUUUAACAACCUAAAAGACGUAGGAUUUCUCCAGGUGAAAGUCAUCAGAGCAGAAGGUUUGAUGGCUGCAGAUGUCACAGGUAAAAGUGAUCCAUUUUGUGUAGUAGAACUGAACAAUGAUAGGCUGCUAACACACACUGUGUACAAAAACCUCAAUCCUGAGUGGAACAAAGUGUUCACAUUCAACAUUAAAGACAUUCAUUCAGUUCUUGAAGUGACAGUUUAUGAUGAAGAUCGUGACCGGAGCGCCGACUUUCUGGGCAGAGUGGCUAUACCAUUGCUGUCUAUUCAAAAUGGUGAACAGAAAGCCUACGUCUUGAAAAACAAGCAGCUGACAGGGCCAACAAAGGGGGUCAUCUAUCUUGAAAUAGAUGUGAUUUUUAAUGCUGUGAAAGCCAGCUUACGAACAUUAAUACCCAAAGAACGGAAGUACAUUGAAGAGGAAAACAGACUCUCUAAACAGCUGCUUCUAAGAAACUUUAUCAGAACAAAACGUUGCGUCAUAGUGCUUGUAAACGCUGCCUACUACGUUAAUAGUUGCUUUGAUUGGGAUUCGCCCCCAAGGAGUCUUGCUGCUUUUGUGCUCUUUCUCCUCAUUGUCUGGAACUUUGAGCUCUACAUGAUACCACUACUGCUGUUGUUACUAUUGACAUGGAACUACUUCCUGAUAAUAUCAGGGAAAGAUAACAGGCAACGGGACACAGUAGUGGAGGACAUGCUGGAGGACGAAGAGGAAGAAGACGACAGAGAUGACAAGGAUGGUGAAAAAAAAGGAUUUAUAAAUAAAAUCUAUGCGAUCCAGGAAGUCUGUGUCAGUGUCCAGAACAUCCUAGAUGAAGCGGCUUCCCUUGGUGAACGGAUAAAGAAUACUUUCAACUGGACUGUCCCCUUCUUAAGCUGGCUGGCCAUUGUAGCCCUCUGUGUGUUCACGGCCAUUCUGUACUUCAUCCCACUGAGAUACAUUGUUCUUGUUUGGGGAAUUAAUAAAUUUACAAAAAAGCUUCGGAGUCCAUAUGCAAUUGAUAACAAUGAACUACUUGACUUCCUUUCCAGAGUUCCUUCAGAUGUACAAGUGGUGCAAUACCAAGAACUGAAACCAGAUCAUUCUCAUAGCCCAUAUAAAAGGAAGAAAAACAACCUUGGCUAGCCAGCUCCGAGGAAAGCAGCAUGUUUGGGAAGAUAAAAGAAAAACUCGUCAGCCUCCGCAGCACUUCCUCUCUUUCUGCUUUUUAUUUAUCCCCCCCCCCCGCCUUUUUUUUAAAAUCAUGGUCGAGAACAUUUGUAAAUAGUGUACAAAAGGCAUACGUCUUUGAAAAUAUACUUCUACUGUAUACAGACUCAAUUUGAUAAGGGAUUUUAGCUAGUGGAGUGUGGAAGCCUUGUUAGCUAUAGAUAAUAUAACAAAGUGAAAUAAAAUAAUGGUUAUAAAACUGGAAGAUAUACAUUUUUCCAAUCACAAGAGAAAGAACCAGAAUAUUAGAUAAAAUGCUCAAUUAUGCUCUGGUUAACUUUCCAUAAAACGUAAAUGCCGAUUGAUCUUUAGGUUUUUUUGUAAUGCAACUAUUUCUUAUCUGAAAAGUAAUUCAUUAGUGCUUUUUUUCUGUUUAUACAGUCAAACGGGGGAAACCCCAAAGCUUGAAUAAUGGAAAUGUUUCACUUCAACUUAACAUACAUCAUGACUUCCACUCCUGUGUAAAUAAAUUAUGUAUGGCUAAGGCUGAUUUUAAGCUACAGGUACAUUCAUAUCUUUUCCUGUCUGCAUACACACAUAAUCCCUUAAGAGAAUCUGAGAGUCUAUGAAUAAGACUUUUAAGCCUUCUAUCAUUCCAUCUAAAAUCUUAAAGUCUCUUCAGAACUAUAUUAAAUAAAUACUGCCAGGUUUAUAAAUGAUUAUUAGGAUUUUAUAUAUACCGCUGUGUUUAGCAAAUUAUCAAGCCAAUUGUCAAGAAAAAAAAAAUACUAGCAAAAGAAAUCCCUACCGCAUUUGGUGUCAAAUUAUGCUCUUGUGCAUUAAAAAAAAUGUAUUAUUUAAGUGUCCUCUACUGGUAUAUUUCAAUGCAUAAUAUGAGUUUUUUCAUUAGUGAGUUUUAAUGGAGAGGAGAAUGCAGCUGGCUAAGUUAAAAAGGCCAGUGUUUUCAUUACACCACUUAUGAAGGUCAUUGAUAACGCAUAAAAACCUGUUUUGUAAAAUAACCUGCUUGUAAGGCAGUUUCCAUUAAAAAGGCUUCACUAACCACACUAUACUUCAAAUUGCAUUCCUAAAGCUAACGCCAGGGUCUACCAAGGGAACUACCUCUGCAGAGAUCAUCUGGCUGGUGAGAGUGUCUUCACUGACUCGUUAGAGGAAUCAGACUCAAUGGAAAUUGCUGCAUACAAUGUUUUGCACUAUUUUAUUAAUUACUAUUAAUAAACAGGUGGGGUGAGGUAAAGGUGGGGAUUGUGCUGGAAAAUGUAGAAAAGCAGAAAUAUAUAUUUCACUUUAAAGAUUCUUUAAAUCUCAUCAGAGCUGAUUUUUUAAAGUAUUUUUAUUUUAGAAAUAUGUUGUUAAAUACUAUUUCUUACAAUAAAACUAUUUUGAUGUUUAUACACUAUGCUUGGAAGAAUGUCAACUAAAUUCCCUUUCUACAGAAAGACUUUGACCUCAAUAUGCUCUUGUGUAUCAUGUUUAAAAUGACAUGUGUGCAUCUGCAUUCCAUCACUGUUUGUUGCAAAAACAUACUUUAUGAAGCUGAUGUAAUACCUAGUUUAUUGAUGAGAUCAUUAGUUUGGUAUAAAUUCUGAUCAUACCUGUGAGAUUUAUUAUGUUCUGUGCAGACAAUGUCUAUUUAAAUGUCUAUAAGCCUGACAUUCUAUAACCUCAGAUAUACCUAGUGGAUGCAACCAUUAACAGAUGACUGAUUUUGUUUAUUUCAUUGUGUAAGAUUUCAGAUGUUUAAUUCAAUAGUAAUGCUGACUACAUAUUCACUGCAUUAAAUACACAUGGAAAUAAUCUUUUUAUGUAUAAUCUUUUGUUCUGAGUUAAGAGGUGCAUGGUGGGGUCCUGGGUGCAUAUACUCAUUAAUGACACUUCACUUGGGGAGUGUGUGUGUGUGUGUGUGUGUGUGUAUGAACAGGGCUAUUCAUGAAACCCUAACUAUGGUAUAAACUCAGUACCUUUGGCA